This is a messenger RNA of Acanthosepion pharaonis, 771 nucleotides long. Lineage: Eukaryota; Metazoa; Mollusca; Cephalopoda; Sepiida; Sepiidae. The record is from the annotation of a GenBank genome assembly.
AUGAUAUCUCUUCUUUCUUUCUGUCUAUUUUGUCAUUUUAUUUUAACUCUUUCUGUAUUUUUUUCUUUUUAUUUUAUUAUAUCUCUUUACUUUCUUUCUUUCUUUCUUUCUUUCUUUCUUUCUUUCUUUCUUUCUGACGAUUUUGUCAGUUUAUUCAAUCUCCUUUCUUUCUUUCUUUCUUUCUUUCUUUCUUUCUUUCUUUCUGACGAUUUUGUCAGUUUAUUCAAUCUCCUUUCUUUCUUUCUUUCUUUCUUUCUUUCUUUAUUUCUUUCUUUCUUUCUUUUUUCUUUCUUUCUGACGAUUUUGUCAGUUUAUUCAAUCUCCUUUCUUUUCUUUCUUUUUCUUUCUUUCUUUCUUUCUGACGAUUUUGUCAGUUUAUUCAAUCUCCUUUCUUUCUUUCUUUCUUUCUUUCUUUCUUUCUUUCUGACGAUUUUGUCAGUUUAUUCAAUCUCCUUUCUUUCUUUCUUUCUUUCUUUCUUUCUUUCUUUCUUUCUUUCUUUCUUUCUUUCUUACGAUUUUGUCAGUUUAUUCAAUCUCCUUUCUUUCUUUCUUUCUUUCUUUCUUUCUUUCUUUCUGACGAUUUUGUCAGUUUAUUCAAUCUCCUUUCUUUCUUUCUUUCUUUCUUUCUUUCUUUCUUUCUUUCUUUCUUUCUUUCUGACGAUUUUGUCAGUUUAUUCAAUCUCUUUUCUUUCUUUCUUUCUUUCUUUCUUUCUUUCUUUCUUUCUUUCUUUCUUUCUUUCUUAUAACAUCCGUUCAAGUUUUUCUCUAUAA